ACGUGGGGCGCCCUCCGCCGCAGCCCGGGCUCGCCUGGCUACGGCCACAGACGUGGGCAAAACCGGAGCCCCCGCUGCCAAAGGAGAAGGCGGGAGGCGUGCGGGAGGCGCGCUGGGAAAGGGCGUCUGUGUGCCGAGAGUGAGCGUGGGUACGACGGUUGGGGGUGGGCCUACACGACUGGAGCGUGGAACAGCGGCCCCAGCAGCCCCCAGCUCCAACCGCCGAUAGGACUCCAAAGGAGGCAGGGCCACAGGACUCCCAAUGACUCCAGGAAAGGACCUGAGACCACCUGGGCAGGACCAGGCCCCUUCCUCUGAAAGCCACGUGGUUGCUGGCUUCAACCGCCUUCGGCAAGAACAGAGGGGCUUGGCAUCCAAAGCAGCUGAGUUAGAAAUGGAGUUGAAUGAGCACAGCCUAGUGAUUGAUACGCUGAGAGAGGUGGACCCAACCAGGAAGUGCUAUCGAAUGGUUGGUGGAGUGCUGGUGGAGCGAACUGUCAAAGAGGUGCUGCCUGCCUUGGAGGGUAACAAGGAGCAGAUUCAGAAGAUCAUCGAGACACUGACCCAGCAGCUUCAAGCAAAGGGAAGGGAGUUGAAUGAGUUCAGAGAGAAACAUAAUAUUCGGUUAAUGGGAGAAGAUGAGAAGCCAGCGGCCAAGGACAAUGGGGAGGGCUCUGGGGCCAAGGCCAGCUCAGCUGGUGUGCUAGUCUCCUAAAAAUCAAGACUUCUAUUGCAUUUUCCCCCCCAGGCCUCUUACACACACACCCUUUAUUAUUAUUUUUCUUUGUUGCUGCUCUUGUAAUAUUUUUGUUAAAUAAAUGGUUUGGUCACAA
Molecule: messenger RNA, 833 nt
Organism: Monodelphis domestica (gray short-tailed opossum)
Lineage: Eukaryota; Metazoa; Chordata; Mammalia; Didelphimorphia; Didelphidae
Gene: PFDN2
Product: prefoldin subunit 2
Biological process (GO): protein folding
Cellular component (GO): prefoldin complex
Source: RefSeq, a predicted model, not a curated record